Solea senegalensis (Senegalese sole) is the source of this 1045-nucleotide messenger RNA. RefSeq names its product zinc finger and SCAN domain-containing protein 29-like. The transcript is spliced from 3 exons. The record is from RefSeq and is a predicted model, not a curated record. Bases 112 to 939 code for a protein of 275 amino acids. Lineage: Eukaryota; Metazoa; Chordata; Actinopteri; Pleuronectiformes; Soleidae.
CACAACAACUACUAUGAGCGGAAAUACGUCAUCGAGCUGCGCUAGCUGGACGCUUUAGAAGCUGGCAAGAACAACAACAACAACAACAAUUUGUUUGCGGACAACAGGAAAAUGGAAGAUUACAGAGGAUGGAGUUCCGACGAGACGCGGUGUUUGCUUGCGCUGUGGUCGGACAAAAGUGUGCAGGUGAAACUGGACAUGUCGUAUCGUAACCGCGCCAUUUACGAGGAGAUAGCGAAGUCCAUGGCGGACAUUGGGUAUAAACGCACCUGGCUACAGUGUCAGCGGAAGAUUAAACAUCUGAAACUGGCUUAUAGAAAAGCCAAGGAUAGCAAUAAAGGGAGUGGUAAGGGCAGGACAGCCUGUCCCUUCUUCGAGGAGAUCGACGCGGUGGUCGGCGGCAGACCCGCGUAUUGCCCUGGUUCCAGGGAUGUGUCGGACAACAUGGAGCCGUCCAACGGCGAGGAGACUUUAAACGGAGAAGAGCAGACAGAGAGUGACGACGAUGCUGUUAGGAUACCGACUGCCUCUGAACCGUCCGCGUCAUCCACACCAUCAACAUCUGCAGCCUCGGAAGCCGAGGGCCGAAGGAAACGUUGUUCUAAAGUCAAUGCAGCAGGUGGCAGCAGCAGGAGGAAAAAGUCCCGGAUCCACACAGCCAUAGAGACUCUAACAAAGGCUUUGGAAAAAUCAGAGAAAGCUGAGCAAGACCUUCAACUUAAAUUGCAAGCGGCGCAGCACGCACACGAGACCAAGCUGAUUUCUAUGAUGUUGCAGGCGAUGAACGGUCAGCCUGCUUUUCAACUCCCUCAACAGACCACACUUCCACCGGGAUCACCGUCUUCCCUCUCUCCUGGUCCUGGCCUGGCAGCUGCAGCGGCAUGUUUUGCUUUCGUUUGUUGUAAUAUGUUUAACACAAACACGGGACAGACACCAUGAGCACACAUCCAGACUUUCACAACUCAUAUACUUACUUCAUCCUUCUGUAGUUUUGUAAAUUAUUGUACUUUUGAGAAUUAAAUGCAAUAUUGUUGUGCCCCUUCCA